Penicillium argentinense is the source of this 213-nucleotide messenger RNA. RefSeq lists its product as uncharacterized. NCBI's taxonomy places the organism in Eukaryota, Fungi, Ascomycota, Eurotiomycetes, Eurotiales, Aspergillaceae. The record is from RefSeq and is a predicted model, not a curated record. The transcript is spliced from 2 exons. The coding region runs from base 1 to 213 and encodes 70 amino acids.
AUGGCUGCAGCCUCGGCUCCUCCCGAGCAGUCUGAGCACGGAGGUCUUGCGCCUGCUGCGACCCGCGCGAUCUGCGCUGGCGGUGUCUUGACUGGCAGUGUCUCCAGUGUCUCCAGCAUCUCGGUGGAAGCCCCCGAAAUUUACACCGGCAACACAGCCAUGCGCAAUUACUACCGUAUUCAGGGGGUGGACGAUCGAAGGAGGAAAAGUUGA